Molecule: messenger RNA, 1299 nt
Organism: Lachnellula hyalina
Lineage: Eukaryota; Fungi; Ascomycota; Leotiomycetes; Helotiales; Lachnaceae
Exons: 3
Coding region: 1-1299 (432 amino acids)
Biological process (GO): protein dephosphorylation
Cellular component (GO): cytoplasm; nucleus; protein phosphatase 4 complex
Molecular function (GO): protein phosphatase regulator activity
Source: RefSeq, a predicted model, not a curated record
AUGGACCUCGAUACAGAUAACCAAAUAUUGCAGGCCCUGGCAGAUGGCAAGUCGAUGGACUAUGAGCUGUGGCCUGGUCUUCUUUCCCGAUUGAUCCCCAGAUUAGAAAAGAUUGUAGAAACCGAAUUCCCCAUUCCAACCCCUGUCUCUUCCAUACCAUCCUCCCAGAUCCCAUCAUCACCACCGCCCCAACCGAAAAAAGAAGACCCAUCCAGCCAAACCAGCACCGACUCAUUCGACAAGGAAAACGCCUCUCCCCAAUCGAAACCCAAACCCACCUCUCUCCCCUCCCAGACCCAAGCCUUCCUAAACUCCAUAACCACAACCCUCCAAUCCCUCUUCUCCAAAUACCCACCCCACACCAUACAACGGCUCGCAGAACUAAUCCUCACCCCGCACAAGCACUACCGAUCCCUCCCCACCUACCUCCACGCCGUCGACCGCGUCGUCCACGUCUCAUCCGGCGCACACAUAUUCCCCCUCCCACCCGCAAUCUCCAACCCUUCCACCACCGGCCUCGAUCCCCUAUCUAUAUCCUGGGGCAAACCCCCAUCAGCACAGUCCAAUCUAGAGUCCGAUGAAUCACUAGGAGGAGCGCUGCUUACGCCGAUCCCGUGGUUGAGCAAGAAUGCGAGUGGGAGUGGCACGCAUUCGCCGUUGGAAGGGGAAGUCAAGACGGAGAGCACGGAGAUGAUCGAUGGGCCCAAUGGCAUGGGUGGUAUCGAGACGGUAUCUGUAUCCGUGAACGGCGUCUCGUCUGCUACGAAAGAAAACCCCGCGUCUGGUGUGGAUUCAAUUCUACGCGCAGAGGGAGGGGUCACGCAAGGAGAGUUAUUGAGGCAGGAACAGAGGGCGGGUGUAGUGCCGGCUACGCAGUUGGGAGUUAGAGGGACGGGGGAUAGUGAUAGGAUGGGAGAGGAGAAUGAGGCGCCGCACGCGAGGGGGCCAGAGGAGAUUGGCAUGGACGAUACGGGGCCGCAGCCUGGGCUUGAGAGGACGGGAUCGGGGGUUAUUAGGCAGGGGAUUGAUGUUGAGGCUGCUGUUGGCAGGAAAGCUGAAGUCAAGGACGAGGAUGAGGAUGUGAAGAAAGAGGAUCAGCUUGAGACUCCUAGUACACCGAAGAGGGAUGCAGAGGAGGAAAUAGGCGCUGAUGAGAAGAGGGUCAAAGAAGAUUCCACAGCAGAUGAUGACGAUGAUAUGGUUCUAGUAGAUGCGGAUGGCAGGAUGGAGGAUGUAAAGAAAAUCAGCGAGGAAGGUGAGGAUAAGGGUCCUGAUGCUGUUGAUGCUCCUACUAUCUGA